Messenger RNA from Lasiodiplodia theobromae, 594 nucleotides. RefSeq lists its product as uncharacterized. Bases 1 to 594 code for a protein of 197 amino acids. The transcript has a single exon. The record is from RefSeq and is a predicted model, not a curated record. Lineage: Eukaryota; Fungi; Ascomycota; Dothideomycetes; Botryosphaeriales; Botryosphaeriaceae.
AUGCCGCCCCAAGACGAGAAGACGACGUUCGGCGUCACCAUCACCCGGCCGCUGACGCCCGACUCGCCGCCAGCCGCGACCAAUGUGCCCGCGACCGCGCUCAGGAGCCAGCCGUCGACCGACAGCCAUCUCUCCGCCGCCGCCGCCGUGGCCUCGCCCACCUACCGCACCAAUGACCCGUUCAGCCCCUUCUACCAGCACCCGGAGAGCCGCUCGCAUCUCGAGGUCGAUCGCAGCAAGCCCGAUCUCGAGUCUGGCCUGCUCAGCGUCGGCAACCCCAACGGCGUGCCGCUGUCGGCGGCCACGACGCAGACGCAGCCCAAGGUCAGCAUUGACGGCCGCGUCAAGGAAUGCACAGUCUGGCCCACCAAGCAGACGCUGCAGGACAAGGCCCGCGCCGCCAAGACGCAGCGCCGCACCUGCCAGUGCUGGGGCCGCCUGUCCAAGAAGCAGAAGAUCAUGCUCGAGGUGCUGAUCGGCUUGACCGUUGUCGCGCUGGCCGUCGGCCUGAGCGUGGGCAUCUCGCGCGCCGUCGGCGGAGGCGUGUGGGCCGGCACCGGCCAGAGCACCACCAUUCCUAAGGACGGUUCCUGA